AUGGUUGAUCGGAAACAAGCAAAAACGCUAAACACGCUCGCUGCCAACGUAACAAAGCAGAACGAAUUGCAUGUUUCGGACUUUUAUUACGCUGUUCAGAUAAGCGUUUGUCUACUAAAACCAUUUGGUACUUGGCCGCUGGGCAAUGAUGAAACGUCGAGAUUCAAGAUCGUCCUGCACAGGGCAUUAAUGGUGAUCGCCACGUUCCUCUUGAUCUUCACCAUAGUGCCGAUGAUGCUGCACAUGAUGAAAGAAAAGGACGUCUUCCUAAUAAUCCAUUUAAUGUGUGAGUUACUCUUUACUCUAAUGGCUUUCGCGAAAUAUGUUUUGCUGCUCUGGCAUCAGGAUCGGCUCAGGUUCUGCAUUGAUCAUGUAGCUGACGAUUGGCGGUACGCAAUAAUUGCCGAGGAUCGCGAUAUCAUGUUGGCGAACGCUAGAGUCGGCCGCACCUUUGGCAUCACUUCCGUGGUUUUUAUGUUCAGCUGCGGCACACUGUACUACUUACACCCUAUAGUUACACCAAACUUAGUCAAUGAAGACAACGUUACCGUAAGAUUGCAUCCAUCGGCCUGCGAGUUUUUUGUGUUUGAUUCUAAGAUUAGUCCUGUGUACGAGAUCGUGUACUUCUUACAACUUUUAUCCGGUUUCACUGCCUACAGUGCAUUCUGCGGCAUUUGCAGCUUGAUGGCCAAUUUUGUUGCACAUGUAUGCGGUCAGUGUGACGUGUUAAUGUCGCUUUUAGAGGAGCUCGUAGACGGUGGUAAACGCAAUAGCGGGUCCAUCGACAAUCGAAUUGCUCUUGAUAUGAAUAAUAAUGAAUCGUUCGUGCAGAUUUUUAUGUAUUUGUUUGGACUUGUGUCAGUCAUUUUCAAUGUGUUCAUGUUUUGCUACAUUGGAGAUUUGCUCAAAGAGCGUUGCCAGCAGAUAGGAACUAUUUGCUAUACAAUCGAGUGGUAUCGAAUGCCAUCCAGGAAGGCGAUUGAUUUGUUAAUGCCGAUCGCAAUGUCUCGAUACCCUGCGACUCUUACCGCCGGAAAGAUGUUGACGAUGACCCUUACCACGUUCUCUGAAAAAAGUUAUAUCGUGCAUAAUACCGCUAGAAUGAUCCCUAAUGAAUAUCAGGAAACAGACGUGAAAUACGUUUUCGAACAAAGUCACGUUGUACUUCGCAUGCUUGGGAUUUGGCCGUCGAUUGACAGACAGCCAAACAUAAUCGAGAAGAUUAUAAAUAUUUUUCUCGUAAUCGUCUGUUAUCUCUUUCUCCAUUGCGACAUGGUACCGGGUAUUCUUUAUUAUGCAGUAAUCGAUGAUGAGCCGAGUGAGAAAGUAAAAAUGAUGCCACCGAUUCUGUACUCAGUCAUGGCAAUCGCCAAAUACAGUACUUUACUUGUUCAUGAAUACGAUAUUAGAAGUUGCCUGCGGCACAUCAAGGAAGACUGGGGAACAGUAGUCGUCGAUGAUGCGAGAGAAGUGAUGCUGAACAAAGCUAGUAAUGGAAGACGAUUGUUCACCUUGUGCUGCACGUUUAUGUAUUGCGGUGGAUUGUCUUACAAUACGAUAGUGCCGUUAUCGAGAGGAAGUAUUGUUAUCGAUGAGAAUACCACGAUCAGACCCUUCUCCAGCCCCGGAUAUUAUGUUUUCUUCGAUCCGCAGAAUAGUCCUGCCUACGAAAUCGUGUUUCUUCAGCAAGUCCUUUGCGGUUUUGUCAUGUACACGAUCACAGUGGCGAUUUGCGGUCUCGCCGCUGUCUUCGUGAUGCAUGCGUGCGCGCAGAUGGAGAUCCUCAUGCGACAGAUGGAGAACCUCGUCGAUGAGAGUGAGUUUGGACAACGUAAUAUCGGCGCAAAGCUGGCAGUUAUAGUUGAACAUCAAAUAAGAAUACAAAAUUUCUUGCAACUGGUGGAGAAUAUUUUGCGCUACAGUAGUUUAGUCGAAAUAGUCGGGUGCACCACUCUGAUAUGUCUUACCGGAUAUUGCAUAAUAGGGGAAUGGGAUAAUAAAAACUUACCAGCUUUCUGUACAUACGUAACAGCUCUCACGUCUGUCAUUAUUAACAUUUUUAUUUUAUGUUAUAUUGGAGAGUAUAUAACGGCGCAGGCCGAAGAAGUUGGCUUGAUUACUUGCACGCUCGAUUGGUACCGUCUUCCGACAAACGUGGCGCGAGAUAUGAUAUUAGUGAUAAUCUCUUCGAAUAUUCCACCACGAAUUACCGCUGGAAAAUUCAUCGAACUGUCCUUUAAAACAUUCGGUGAUGUAAGUGUCUGGCCGUAUGCGCGUACAAAGGAGACCCUCCAGAGAGUCGCGGUGAUCCUCAUCUCCUACAUCCUCCUCACUUGCGAGUUGGUCCCGACGAUUCUCUACAUGGCCAUCGUGCAGAGAGAGAUCCGUGCCAGGCUGAAAGUCAUCGCCACCGUAAUAUUUAUGGUGCUAGUGAUGACCAAGUACGGCCAUUUGCUGACCAAAAGGAACUUAGUGAGAAACUGCCUCACGCAGGUUGAAGACGACUGGCAAAUAGUCAACUCGCACGAUCGUGAUGUGAUGAUCGAUAAAACUAGAACAGGCAGACGUUUGCUGAUAAUAUGUGCUAUAUUCAUGUACUCCACUGGACUUAGCCUCGCUUACGAGAUCAUAUUCCUUAUGCAAUUCUUCUCCGGAUUCGUGAAAUGCACAGUCACAACAGCGGUAUGCGGCCUUGCAGGUCUUUUCGUGAUGCACACUUACGCACAGCUGGACAUACUGAUGGUCCUGAUGAAUAAUCUGGUAAAUAAAUGUGAACUUAAAAAUGUGAAUGAAAAAUUGGCCACUAUUGUAAAGUAUCAGAUCAAAACGCGAAAGUAA
This is a messenger RNA of Trachymyrmex septentrionalis, 2838 nucleotides long. RefSeq lists its product as uncharacterized. The record is from RefSeq and is a predicted model, not a curated record. Gene Ontology annotation, molecular function: odorant binding; olfactory receptor activity. Bases 1 to 2838 code for a protein of 945 amino acids. The transcript has 9 exons. NCBI's taxonomy places the organism in Eukaryota, Metazoa, Arthropoda, Insecta, Hymenoptera, Formicidae. Gene Ontology annotation, biological process: detection of chemical stimulus involved in sensory perception of smell; sensory perception of smell. Gene Ontology annotation, cellular component: plasma membrane.